Histoplasma mississippiense is the source of this 1686-nucleotide messenger RNA. RefSeq lists its product as hypothetical. The transcript has 3 exons. Bases 1 to 1686 code for a protein of 561 amino acids. Gene Ontology annotation, biological process: plasma membrane phospholipid scrambling. Gene Ontology annotation, cellular component: plasma membrane. Lineage: Eukaryota; Fungi; Ascomycota; Eurotiomycetes; Onygenales; Ajellomycetaceae. The record is from RefSeq and is a predicted model, not a curated record. Gene Ontology annotation, molecular function: phospholipid scramblase activity.
AUGUUUUGCUGGCGAUCGAAGCUACCCACCCCACGCCCCAUGUUAAAUACCAGGGCGGCAUCUUUAAGAUCACACCCUUGGACAAGGAAGAACUUGAACUCACGAAUCACUCCUCUCCGCCGGAAGGCGCUGAACGUCCCUGGUCGACGAAAUCCACCCCCUCCUCCAUCCCAUGGAGACUUGACAAAAAAUGCGCAAUCUGGACCUGAAAAUGCCAGCGCCGCGCCAGCACAAGAAUCGGUUUCCGCGACUCUGCGGAAUACCAACCCAGAAGAUAAUACACUUCUCGCACCCGUUCACAUUCCAGAAGAUCCAAAUGCAGUUCUCAAGGAAAAUCACCCGGCCGCGGGGCUCCUGGCAAACUCCGGCUUGGUUGUUCAGAGGCAGUUAGAGAUGAUGAAUGUGCUUCUUGGUUUCGAACAAGCGAAUCGGUACACCAUACUGGAUGCGCAAGGGAACCAUGUUGGUUACAUAGCUGAGCGGGACAAUGGAAUGGGCAGUAUGCUCGCUCGUCAGUGGCUUCGAACACAUCGCUCGUUUGUCACUCAUGUCUUCGAUAAACAUCAAAAUGAAGUCCUACGUUUCCACCGGCCCUUCGUCUGGGUCAACAGUCGAAUCCGAGUCUACGACCCGCUAAACCUAGCCUCUUCGUCACAUUCAUCUUCAGCAGCUGUGCAAACCAACGGUUCGUGGCCCCUUAUUAAACCUUUCGAAGGCGAUUCCACACGAAUAUCCUCCCUCGACCUCGCAGAUAUGCGCGUGAUUGGCGAAACACAUUCCCAGUGGGCUCUCCUGCGACGGAAAUACAAUCUCUUCCUCCUGCAUCCAAAUCCAACUCCGGAAACCAAUCUCCUCACAAAACGAGUUCCUUUAUCUCAUGCACAUCUUUCCAAAUCUCAACAAUUACAAGUUGCCAGCACCUAUGAACCCGGAACAUCCGGCGAGUUCGGCCAGUUUGCCUACGUCGACGAACCAUUCCUGUCAUGGGAUUUCUCUCUCCGAUCCGCAGAUUCACGGCUGAUAGGAUCCGUCAACCGCAACUUCGUCGGCUUCGCUCGGGAAUUAUUUACGGAUACUGGUAUGUAUGCGCUGCGGAUGGACGCUGCGGCUCUAGCGGAAGAACGAGAAAAGGGACACGUCAUUUCCCAGACGCAUAGAGAAUCACACCCCUUGUAUGAUAGCAGCGACAAAAGCGGGAUGACCCUGGAUCAACGGGCCGUCAUGCUUGCCACUGCCGUUACAAUUGACUUCGAUUAUUUCAGCCGCCAUAGCUCUUCUGGUGGGUUUUGGCCCGUUCCAUUUUUCGGCUCGAGUGGGGCACCAGUUGAAGGAGGUGCAGCUGGAGGUGCUAUUGAAGGUGCUGCUGCGGAAGGUGCUGCAGGCGCUAUUGGGAGAGGUGUCGCUGGGGCCGGAACAAUUGCUGGAUACGAAGCUAUGCAAAGACGUGCAUCUACUGAUAAUAAUCAGCAGCAGCCACGUGAAGAACAGCAAUCGGAAGAAUACCCCCCACCACAGCAAGGGGACUACCAGGAUGAAGAGGUAUGGGGAGAUAAUGGACAAGAUUGGUGGAAUAGAGACGGUGAAGGCUCGCCUGGUGCCAAUGGAGGAAACGGAGUUUGGGGUCAGGAAGGUGGAGGUGGUGGCGAUGGCGAUGGCGAUGGCGAUGAAUGGGAUGAUUUCUUCUGA